GUACGGGCAUUUCCGGUGAGCUCGUGGUACCGUGGUUGCCCAGGAAAUGGAUGUCAUCGGCCGGGUGCGCGCGCUGUACAAGCGGAUUCUGCUCGUGCACCGGUUGCUGCCGCCCGAGCUGCGUGCUUUGGGUGACCGCUAUGUCCGGGAUGAAUUCAGGAGGAAUAGAGCGGUUGAAGUGCAGCAGGCCAACAGAUUCAUCGAGGAAUGGGAGGCAUAUGCAGAUAUACUACAGGCACAAGCUACAGAGUGUGUGAUGCAUCCAACGCAGAAGGCCAACUAUGGAGCUGACCUGACAGCAAAUAAACUAAAUGAUUUUAAUGGAGAACAGGUUGGACAGCUAUAUGAGCUGAUGCAAGAAGCCACAAAACCUAAUUUCCAAUUCAAUAAUCAAGAUGACCCUCAUCACAAGGAGUAAUUUUGUGACUACCACAAUAACAUUGGGAAACUGUGCCUGUUGUACCUGCUUUCUAUGUAUUUUGUCUCAUAGAAAUAAUAAGUCUGAAAAUUUGAAGUGUAAUUUUCUUGUAUCCAGCAAUGUUUGAUGUUGCUUUUACGAUGAUAAACUGAACAGACAAAUUGAUCUAUACAAUAUUUAAUAAAUGUACUUCAGAAAAAAAAUUCAACCUUUAGUAAUAAAUUUCUGAAUAUUGAACCAGUUCUUCUGUACAACUAUCAAUUAUAAAUCUAAUUUUAUGUAAAGAAAUAUUUCCAUGUAAAUAAAGAAAUUUUAUCAACAA
Molecule: messenger RNA, 740 nt
Organism: Carcharodon carcharias (great white shark)
Lineage: Eukaryota; Metazoa; Chordata; Chondrichthyes; Lamniformes; Lamnidae
Gene: sdhaf3
Product: succinate dehydrogenase complex assembly factor 3
Exons: 2
Coding region: 47-418 (123 amino acids)
Biological process (GO): mitochondrial respiratory chain complex II assembly; succinate metabolic process
Cellular component (GO): mitochondrial intermembrane space; mitochondrion
Source: RefSeq, a predicted model, not a curated record